Molecule: messenger RNA, 966 nt
Organism: Candidozyma auris
Lineage: Eukaryota; Fungi; Ascomycota; Pichiomycetes; Serinales; Metschnikowiaceae
Exons: 1
Coding region: 1-966 (321 amino acids)
Biological process (GO): protein deubiquitination
Molecular function (GO): cysteine-type deubiquitinase activity
Source: RefSeq, a predicted model, not a curated record
AUGGAAGAAAUUCUAGCCAGGCACAAGAAGGAACAGCGAGAUCUCGUGAGCCGGAUCACGGGGCUCAAGAAGCAAGCCACCAAGAAAACUAGAAAGCACGUGCUCGCCCAGUGUGAAGAGCUCCAACGAGAACUCGACCUUAAACACAAAAAAGAGCUUAAUGAAGCAAACGGGGUAAAUCAUGAGGAAGCUGAAAGCGCAGAAAAUGGCGAAGAAGUCUCUCCUGAAGCUCUUUUGAAGGCUAUGAACUUGGACGAAGGCGGAGAUGAGAAAAAAAAUGAAUCUGGGGAGCCAAGAGAUAUUAAAGCAUCAGAAGAAUCCUCAAGUCCGGCUCCUCGAAAACGAAACCGUGCAAAGGAAAGACUCCAACGAAGACAGGCGCAAUUGGACAAGAUCAGAGACUCUGCGCUUGAAGAAGCAGCAGGGGAAACUGAUUAUAGAGCUAUGGAACACGAAGUCAUGAGCAAGGUUUUGGCAGCCAAUGGGCUCAAAAUCGAGGAGAUAAAGCCUGACGGACACUGUCUUUUUGCGUCCAUUCAAGAUCAAUUGAAGGAAAGGGGUGGAGUCUCGGUUACCGUGGAAACGCUACGAAGAGAAGCGGCCGAAUACAUUCGCCAGCAUCGGGACGAGUUUCUCCCAUUUUUGUUCGACGAGGAGACGAUGCAGUUACGAGACGUGGACGAGUACACAAAUGAAAUUGAAACGACGGCAAUGUGGGGCAGCGACAUGGAAAUUCUUGCCCUUGCCAAGCGGUACAUGGUCACGGUGAAGGUUUUCAGUGCUGGCAGCGCUCCAAUAACAUUUAAUGAGGAGGUGCAGGUGGGGAGAGGUGAACAAGACGGGGAGAAUGAAGUGAGUAAGGUGGCUGGGAAGACGUUGAACUUGGCAUUUUACAAACACAACUAUGGUUUGGGUGAGCACUACGAUUCGUGUCGAGAUGAACAAAAUCCGACGGACUCGAGUUGA